Messenger RNA from Pelobates cultripes (western spadefoot toad), 172 nucleotides. NCBI's taxonomy places the organism in Eukaryota, Metazoa, Chordata, Amphibia, Anura, Pelobatidae. The record is from the annotation of a GenBank genome assembly.
CCCUCGCCACAACGCUUCUCUUCUCUCAGCCAAUGCCGUGCCUACUCCUCUGGAUCCUGCAUCCCAGCAUAUGGCUGUUUCCCACCUGGCGGACGUGCAUUCACACUAGGAAACAUGUGCAAUGCCAUGGAUCACUUGGUUCCACCCUAUAUUAAAGCAACAAUAGCCCAAA